AUGUCGUCUUAUGCUUCAGGGCGCUAUCUUACCUUCCUGGAAGUCACUAGGAAUUCCCUUCUGCAUGCCUUGGAUGAUACGGGUACCUCGUUGGGAGACAAGGAGAUUGAGCAUCUUAUGGCGACCUACAAUAGGCUAAGUCCCUUCCCCGAUGUCGAGGACGCUUUGAAUCAGCUUUCAGCCUUUGCACAAGUCACCUCAGUCAUCUUUUCAAAUGGCACCCGGGGCAUGAUAGCCAAUUGUGUGGAGAGCUCGACGGUUCUAUCGCAGCACAAAACAUUCUUCAGAGAUGUUGUCAGCGUCGACGAGGUGAAGCAGUACAAGCCCGCUCCAGCAGUCUACAAUUAUCUGGCAAAGUGCGUCGGCCGCAACCAGUCGGAGAUGAAGGAUAUCUGGCUAGUCAGUGGCAAUCCAUUUGACAUUGCAGGCGCCCGCAAUGUGGGUAUGAAUGCCAUUUGGGUAGACCGGGCUGAGGCAGGCUGGGUCGACAAGGCGUUGCCUGACGUCAAGCCGACAGCGAUCGUUCACCAUCUGGGAGGGGUUGUAGAUGUGAUCAAGCAACAAUUGUCACUAUAG
Aspergillus luchuensis is the source of this 576-nucleotide messenger RNA. Its product is annotated as haloacid dehalogenase, type II. The transcript has a single exon. NCBI's taxonomy places the organism in Eukaryota, Fungi, Ascomycota, Eurotiomycetes, Eurotiales, Aspergillaceae. The record is from RefSeq and is a predicted model, not a curated record. Bases 1 to 576 code for a protein of 191 amino acids.